Messenger RNA from Ilyonectria robusta, 1176 nucleotides. RefSeq names its product mitotic checkpoint regulator, MAD2B-interacting-domain-containing protein. Lineage: Eukaryota; Fungi; Ascomycota; Sordariomycetes; Hypocreales; Nectriaceae. The record is from RefSeq and is a predicted model, not a curated record. Gene Ontology annotation, cellular component: nucleus. Bases 1 to 1176 code for a protein of 391 amino acids. The transcript has a single exon.
AUGGGUCUUGUUGACUACUCAGACUCCGAUAGCUCAGGCUCCGAGGCAGACGCCCCGGCCAAGACCGCCCCGAAGCCGCCUCCCAAGGCCUCCCAAACGUCCUCCAAGAAGCCCUUCCAAAAGGUCGUCGAUCGAUCCAACCCGGGCAGAAUCCUCGUCAACCUCCCGCAACUCUCCGCCGAAGCCCCCAAGACACAUGGCGACGAGCCCCCCGCAAAACGCGCCAGGAUGGGGGGCUCUGGUGCAUUCUCUGGCUUCAACUCGUUUCUACCCGCCCCGAAGAACGCAAACAAGCCAAAGGCUGCCCCUGCCACGACCAGCGCUGGCCAAACCAAGCCGAGUGUCAACUUUAAGACAAGUGCCGCGCCCGGAUUCAGCAGAAGCACCGGGGAUGAUGACGAUUUCGAGCCCUCGGGUGGCAUGGGCCUGCCCCUACCGAAAGCGGCCGCGCAACCCUCGAUCCCGGAAGGACAGAAGCCAGAGGAGGAAGUCAAGCUGGUGGGCAAGCCGUUGAUGUUCAAGCCUCUCUCGGUAGCACGGACACAGAAGAAGAAGAAACCUACGAGCGCCGCGAUGGCCAAGGCAGCAGCUCAGAAAGCCCAAUCGCAUGCACAAACCGCGACGGAGACCAAGGCGGAACCCGCACCAGCACCGGCCCCGAAGAAGGUUUCACUUUUCUCCAUGCACACAGAGGAGCCCUCAGAACCCGUGGAUCCUGUUCAAAAGAGUGGCGCUUAUGAACCGCUGUUCGAGAAACAGGAUAGCGCAAACCCAUACGACAGCGGCGCAUACGACGACUAUGCCCAGUAUGCUAGCCACGCGCAGACCGGUCCCUCCGCAACCACCGCCCCGGGAACCGAAUCACUGGACACGAUAGUAGAUGACAUGGGCCUAUCGGCGGCUGCGAAACGUGAGCUGUUUGGGCGUGGUGGACAAGGGAAGCACAUGGCCAAGAACGUCAUCAACUUCAACAUGGACAAGGAGUACGAGCACAACGAGGAGAUUCGCGCCGCCGGGGAACAGCAGACGCACAACCCCGUGCGGGCCAUCCAAGGCGGCAAGCACAGCCUGCGCCAGCUCGUCCAGAACGUCCACAACCAGAAGGAGGCUCUGGAGGACAGCUUCGCCAAGGGGAAGACGAAUCGCAAGGAGGCGUCGAACAAAUACGGCUGGUGA